GCUGUCUUUCAAUCAGUCACCAUCUCAGCCGGAUUACUUUCUCUUUCUUCUCGGUUCUGGCCGGCUGUGUUCCCUCAGCUGUUUAAUCCGGUCCUCUGGUCAAAGCCCAACAUGUCGGGAUCUGAGGGAAUCGAUGAAGGAUUUUACUCCCGGCAGCUGUAUGUCCUGGGUCACGAGGCCAUGCACAGGAUGGGCUCGGCCAGCGUCCUCAUCGCAGGGAUGAAGGGUCUGGGGGUGGAAACGGCGAAAAACGUGAUCCUGUCCGGAGUGAAGUCCGUCACGGUGCAGGACCAAGGUGUGGCCACGUGGAGCGACUUGUCAUCACAGUUCUUUCUGAAGGAGUCUCACGUUGGUCAGAACCGGGCUUUGAGUUCCCUCCAGCAGCUGAUUGCCUUGAACCCACACGUGCACGUGUCGGCCCACACCGGACCCUUAAAUAAAGACCUUAUUCUGCAGUUUGAGGUGGUGGUCCUCACUGACUCCUCCCUAGAUGAUCAGAAGCAAUUUGGAGAACUGUGCCACUCCCAUGGAAUUAAACUCAUCAUAGCAGACACCAAGGGACUCUGUGGGCAGCUGUUUUGUGACUUUGGCGAGAAGUUCGAGGUCCUCGAUCAGGAUGGAGAAGCGCCUGCGUCGGUGAUGAUACAACAUAUCUCAAAGGACAACCCCGGAGUGGUGAUCUGCACCGAUGACCGAAAGCAUGGACUGACGGAUGGCGCCAAAGUCGUGUUCUCCGAAGUGCAAGGCAUGACAGAGCUCAACAACCUCAAACCCGUGGAGGUCAAAGUUGGUGGCCCAUAUUUCUUCAGUAUCUGCGACACUUCGGCCUUUUCUGAGUAUGAACGCGGCGGAGUUGCGACUGAGGUUAAACAGCCCGUCACGCUCAAUUUUAAACCACUGCAUGAAGCAUUGAACGACCAUGAGCUGCUGAUAUGGACCGACUUUGGAAAGAUAUCACGCCACCAGACUCUGCACUUGGCGUUUCAAGCCCUCCAUGAGUUUGUGAAGAAAGAACAAAGACUCCCUCGCUCGUGGUGCCAGUCAGACGCAGAUUCCCUGCUUGCCAUCGUGAGAGAGCUGAAUGCCGCGGCGCAGCUGGAGCAGCUGGAUGAGGCUGCCGUGCGAAACCUGUCCUGCACGGCACGAGGGGAUUUGGCUCCAAUGAACGCUUUCAUAGGGAGCGUGGCUGCACAGGAAGUGAUAAAGGCGUGCAGUGGGAAAUUUACACCUCUUCAACAGUGGCUGUAUUUUGAUGCAUUUGAGUGCCUUCCUGAAGGGAAGGACCAGCAGACAGAAAGUGCAUUUUUAGAGAAAGGCACGAGGUACGAUGGGCAGGUUGCCGUGUUUGGAUCAGCGUUCCAGGAGAAGCUGGAGAGGCAGAAGUAUUUCCUGGUUGGAGCUGGAGCAAUUGGCUGCGAGCUUCUUAAGAACUUUGCCCUCAUCGGGCUCGGUGCAGGAGAAGAGGGCCUCGUCACUGUCACAGACAUGGAUUUCAUAGAAAAAUCCAAUCUGAACCGACAGUUCCUGUUCAGGUCUCAGGACAUUAAGAAAUCCAAAUCAGCAGUUGCAGCCAAAGCCGUGCAGGAGAUGAACCCCAAGAUGAAAAUCACUGCUCAUCAGAAUCGCCUGGACCCUGACAGCGAAGGAGUGUACGACUACAACUUCUUCAUGGGUCUGGACGGAGUGGCUGCAGCCCUUGAUAACGUGGAAGCCAGGGUCUACCUUGAUAAACGCUGCGUCCGACACCGGAGGCCCAUGCUCGAGGGAGGCACUCUUGGGAGCAAGGGUCACACUCUGGCGGUGGUCCCUCACCUGACGGAGUCCUACGGACCGGCCAAGUCAAGUGCCGGGAACGACAUUCCGCUCUGCACUCUCAAGAACUUCCCUCACCGCAUCGAGCACACACUGCAGUGGGCCAGAGACCAGUUUGAAGGACUGUUUAAGAACGCUCCAGAAAAUGUGAAUUCCUACCUGAGGGAUUCGGUGUUUGUAACGCGCACUCUGGAGCAAGGAGACGCUGAGGCCCUGGAGAUUCUUGGAGGCGUCUGGAGCAGCUUAGUGGACGUGGAGGCUGGAGGUCAGCGUCCGCAGAGCUGGGAGGAUUGUGUGAGCUGGGCACGCUGCAAGUGGGAGACUCUGUACAACAACGACAUCCGUCAGCUUCUGCACUGUUUCCCUCCCGAAGAGGUGACCGCGAGCGGUCUACCCUUCUGGUCUGGAUCCAAGAGAUGUCCUCACCCGCUGACCUUUGACCCCAGCAAAACCACUCAUAUGGAUUACGUGGUGGCAGCGGCUAACUUGUACGGACAGAUCUACGGGAUCGAAGGGACAAAAGAGCACGCCUCCAUCAGGAAAACCUUAGAGGGGGUUCGGGUGCCAGCUUUCACUCCCAAGUCCUCUGUGAAGAUUCAUGUCACCGACCAGGAGAUGGAGGAAGACAAGAAAAAUGACAGCGGCGAGGCCGAAAAAGCUCAGCUUGAGGAGCUGAAAGGGAAGUUGGCUUCGUCCUCUCUGAGAGGCUCGGCUCCGAUGUUCCCCAUUGACUUUGAGAAGGACGACGACACCAACUUCCACAUGGACUACAUCGUUGCUGCGUCCAACCUCAGAGCGGAGAACUACGACAUCCCUGCAGCGGAUCGCCACCAGAGCAAACGCAUUGCCGGAAGGAUCAUUCCCGCCAUCGCCACCACCACAGCUGCGGUGGCAGGCCUGAUGUGCCUGGAGCUGUACAAACUGGUGCAGGGUCACCGGGAGAUCAGGUCCUACCGCUCAGCCUACAUCAACCUCGCCGUCCAGUACUUCGUCAUGUCGCAGCCCAGUCGGCCUCAGCACUUCGAGGUCGCAGGAAAGAAAUACACCCUGUGGGAUGACUUCCUGGUUGAGGGCAGACGCGGCGGUCAGCAGGAAAUGACCUUGGAAGAUCUGUUCCAGUAUGUCAAGGAAAGGCAUGACUUGACCGUCUGCAGCCUCUUCUACGGAACAGCUAUCUUGUACAACGGACAUGAAGAUCGGCUGCAGAAGACCGUGUCCGAGUUGGUGAAGACAGCGACGAAAGCAGACAUCCCUCCACACAAGAAGAUGCUGGAGUUGAUCCCCUCAUUCACUGAAGAUGAAGACUGUGAAUCCGUCCCAACUAUUUGGUAUCUGCUUGAGUGAUGCCAUCGAUGGAUUUCUCAAAGGGCCGCCAUGUGGACGCACUCCAGAGGGGCAAAGCAUCCUCACGUCUUCUGAGUCUAUGAGAAUGUUUUACUUACACUGUUUGAAUAUUGUUGAGCAACACUGAAUACCUAUCAUUGUUUAUCAUUGUCCUCAGGGGUUCUGUCUAAUCAGUUAAAUGGAUCAAUGUGCAAUCCUUCAUUUAGAUCUUUACUUUGUUGUCUUGUUAUAUUUAAAAAUAGAAAUCUUAGAGAACUAAAUUUCAGGGUCUUUCGGGGAGUGGGAAUAUUACUUUUAAGCUCUGUUGUUUGACAUUUGCCUUUAAUUUACAAGUAAAAUAGUUCAUACUUGAGUAACCGUUGAGCUGCUUGCCAAAGAUGGGAUCAUCUGGCAUUUUGAUGCAGUGCAGGUUUAAUUCGGCUCACGAUAAGUUUUUUUUGUGCUGAAAAGAGAAAAGACGCUUCAGUCACCUCAGCGAGGAAUCUCAGAGAAGCUGGGAACCAGUCUGGAGACAUCUGUGAGGAUUUUGCGGUCGUCCUCAGCUUUUCCACUCACUCUCACGCUGACGUCUCACAUGCUCUGGUUUCUACAUUUACAUCAUGUCAUAAUCUCAUCCCUUUAAUCACUUAUAGAAAGAGUUUAUCUUCAGUGUAUAACUGGGAGUGUGAAGCCCUAAUUCCCUGUGAUUAACCUGUGUUUUAAUAAUAAUGCAAUAAAUGUGUCUUCAGACGUC
Salarias fasciatus (jewelled blenny) is the source of this 3889-nucleotide messenger RNA. RefSeq names its product ubiquitin-like modifier activating enzyme 7 (gene uba7). Gene Ontology annotation, biological process: ubiquitin-dependent protein catabolic process; protein ubiquitination; DNA damage response. The transcript has 24 exons. NCBI's taxonomy places the organism in Eukaryota, Metazoa, Chordata, Actinopteri, Blenniiformes, Blenniidae. Gene Ontology annotation, cellular component: cytoplasm; nucleus. The record is from RefSeq and is a predicted model, not a curated record. Gene Ontology annotation, molecular function: ubiquitin activating enzyme activity. Bases 112 to 3156 code for a protein of 1014 amino acids.